GCAAGCGUAGUCUGUGCUAGUCAGUAUCAAAUAACAGCGCGCCGGGUGUGUGCGCGCGUUCUGAAUUCGAUUUUUAAAAGUUUAUUUAUUUUUUAAGUGGUUAGCUAGGGAAAUACGAAAAAUGGCCUGUCCUAUGAGGUCAAUGGAAGAUUCAGGCCAGGAUGGCAGCCACCUGGGCAACGAGGCCGGGAUGCUGUAUGGGGAGUACCUCAUGCUGGACAAGCUGCUCAGCGCCCAGAGGAUGCUCAGCGCCGAGUCUUCCAGGCCGGUCCAUGACGAGCACCUAUUCAUAGUCACUCAUCAAGCAUACGAGCUCUGGUUCAAACAGAUCAUAUACGAGGUAGACUCUGUCAGGUCGUUACUGGAUGUGGAAGGGUUGGACGAGAGUCACACAAUGGAGAUCUUGAAGAGACUUAACAGAGUGGUUUUAAUUCUUAAGCUGCUGGUGGACCAAGUGAUGAUCUUGGAGACCAUGACUCCACUAGAUUUCAUGGACUUCCGAAACUACCUCCGACCUGCCUCCGGGUUUCAGAGCCUACAGUUUCGUCUCUUGGAAAAUAAGUUGGGACUGAAGCAGGCUUUACGAGUGAAAUACAACCAGAAUUACCAGACCGUCUUCGGUGACGAUCCUGCCGCCAUGGACGCAUUACACAAAUCAGAACAAGAGCCAGCCCUCCUUGCCCUUAUAGAGCGGUGGUUAGAACGCACGCCUGGACUUCAAGCUCACGGGUUCAAUUUCUGGGGCAAGUUCCAAGCGGCCGUGAACAAAACUAUCACGGAUGAUAUUGAAGCUGCUAUGACGGAACCCAACGAGAAUGUUCGCCAGCACCGCCUGCAGGACGCUGAGAAUCGCCGGGAGAUCUACCGCUCCAUCUUCGACCCUAAAGUCCAUAACGCAUUGAGGUCCCGGGGAGAGAGGAGGUUAUCGCACAGAGCUCUGCAGGGCGCCAUCAUGAUCACCAUCUACCGCGACGAGCCGCGCUUCUCUCAGCCCCACCAGCUGCUGACGCUGCUCAUGGACAUCGACAGCCUCAUCACCAAAUGGCGGUAUAACCACGUGAUCAUGGUGCAGCGCAUGAUAGGAUCCCAGCAGCUGGGCACUGGUGGUUCUUCAGGGUACCAGUACCUUCGGUCCACACUCAGCGACCGCUACAAAGUAUUCUUGGACCUGUUCAACCUGUCGACAUUCCUGCUGCCUCGCUCCCUGAUCCCCCCCCUGGAUGACGGCAUGAAGAAGAGCCUGAACCUCACGUGGGGGGACAACGUCCAGGAGAACGGGAACGAAGGCGGCGACAUUGACAAGUUGGAGAUAGCGUGAUCUGAUAACAUCUUGUAGUGAUAAAGUCUUGAUGAAUUAAUGUAUGCUGUUAGUAGGCACUGGUACCCAAUAAAAAAAUGUAUAUUCUUAGUGUCUCAUUGAAUACUAGUAGGUAUUUCUCGACCAAAUUAUGUUCAUGAAUCUGAUAAUAGACUAAGGGAUAGGCUUAUAAACUUGGUUUUCUUACUAUUUGAAUCUCAAUCCUAUCUUAAAGCCAAAUAGCUGAACGUGGCCAAUCAGUCUUUUCGAGACUGUUGGCUCUGUCUACCCCGCAAGGGAUAAAGAUGUGACUAUAUGUAUGAAUGUAUGUAUCUGAUAUUAAGAUGUAGAGAUUACUUUAAAAAUUAUGUGUUUUAAUAAAAAUUAAAAAAUUAAGGUAUUCUUAAAAAAAAUUGCGUAUUACUGAUGUGAUGCCAUUUUGUGUGAACUGUAAAGUUUAUAUUACGACUUAUAAUUCCUACAGACAUACCUACAUGAAAUAACACAUCUUUUCCGGAGAUGAAGACAGAGAAUUUCUAUCUGAAUUUUACCUAGGUAUCCCAAGUACUAUAGCUAAUCUAAAAAAAAAUAAUGGGUGAAUUGAGAGGCUCCUCUUUUACUUGAAGUCUGUUAAAAAUCGGCUAUGGCUAGUGUCUAAAGAGCAGGAUAUUAUCUAUGUAGGAACUUUCAACAUGCAUACUGUAAUAAAUUAAUAUAUACUAAUAUUAUUAAGCUGAAGAGUUUGUUUGAAUGCGCUAAUCUCAGGAACGUUUAAAAGUUGAAUUGAAAAAUUAUUUUUGUGUUUUAUAGACCAUUUAUCGAGGAAGGCUUUAGGCUAUAUAACAUCACCCUGCAACUAUAAGGAGCAAAGAAAUAAUGGAAAAUGUGAAAAAAACGGGGAAUAUUAUUCAUCCUUGAGGGCUUAAAUGAUGCCCAAAAUAUUCCACGCCGACGAAGUCGCGGGCAUAGUAUUUUAUAACAAAAACACAGACAUCUAAUUUUUUAAAGAAUUCUGUAAAGGGCUCCUACUUAUAAUUGGUCUUGAGCAAAUUUGAAUGACGUGGAAAAGAACAAUUUUAUGAAUAUCUUUAAUUAUAGAUAACAUUAUGAUAAAUCUCGUCUGAAUCUACUCUGCUUAUCAUAACACAAUGUCUAGGUUAUCGCAAGACAUUUGAAUUUUAAUUAAAACCUUAUAAGCGUAGGUAACCAAAAGCAUUUCCAGUUACAAAAUUUUCUGUUUUAUUAUACUUAGUAGGUAUAUUAAUUUCGUAAAUUUCCAUUCAUAUACAUGAGAUGGAGCGUUUUUGUAUUACCUAUUAUAUCUGUAACACUUAAUCUAUUGCUUUUUGUAGGUACCUAUAAGGGAUUCUUAUGCAAUAUCGAGUAAUAAUUUAUGCCGAAAUAUUUUAAAUGAAUUAAAAAGAAAAUAUCGUUACACAGCAAUCUCAAUCAUAUUAUGUACUCGUAAAUUUAUUGGUAGUUAAAUAUCUACU
Messenger RNA from Amyelois transitella, 2790 nucleotides. RefSeq names its product tryptophan 2,3-dioxygenase (gene vermilion). The record is from RefSeq and is a predicted model, not a curated record. NCBI's taxonomy places the organism in Eukaryota, Metazoa, Arthropoda, Insecta, Lepidoptera, Pyralidae. The coding region runs from base 122 to 1318 and encodes 398 amino acids. The transcript has 10 exons. Gene Ontology annotation, molecular function: heme binding; metal ion binding; L-tryptophan 2,3-dioxygenase activity.